CGUUUCUUCACCAAUCACCCUGCGUUUCUUCUCCUGUUCAUCACCCGUGCGUGCGCUCUCUCUCUUUCUCGUGCGGCAACUGCGAGGCCGCCGACGCCCGACGGCAGGGUGCCCAGGCCUUCUUCGGUCCCAUCGCGAGGCCAUAGUUGCAUCAUUCGCCUGAGACGACUGCCCACCGCCAGGACUGAUCUCCUCACUAGGCGCGUAGAGGUGAAGAGAAUAACUUGACAAUGAGCAGCAUAGGCACAGGUUACGAUCUGUCUGUCACCACCUUCUCCCCAGAUGGUCGUGUCUUCCAGGUCGAAUAUGCUACCAAGGCCGUCGACAACAGCGGGACUGUUGUUGGGAUCAAGUGCAAAGAUGGCAUUGUCCUGGGUGUUGAGAAGCUGGUAACCUCAAAGAUGAUGCUGGAAGGGUCAAACCGGAGGAUCCAUUCAGUGCACCGGCACUCUGGCUUGGCUGUUGCUGGUUUAGCAGCAGAUGGCAGGCAAAUUGUUUCAAGGACGAAGUCAGAAGCUGCCAGUUAUGAAAAGGUCUAUGGAGAACCCAUUCCUGUUAAGGAAUUGGCUGAUCGUGUGGCAAGUUAUGUUCAUCUUUGCACGCUGUACUGGUGGCUCAGGCCUUUUGGCUGCGGUGUUAUUCUUGGAGGUUAUGAUAGGGAUGGGCCACAGCUCUACAUGAUAGAACCCUCAGGAGUUUCUUAUAAAUACUUUGGUGCUGCAUUAGGGAAGGGGAGACAGGCUGCAAAAACUGAGAUAGAAAAGUUGAAACUUUCAGAGCUUACGUGCCGGGAAGGCAUUGUUGAAGUUGCAAAGAUAAUUUAUGGAGUGCAUGACGAAGCGAAGGAUAAAGCUUUCGAGUUGGAGUUGAGCUGGAUCUGCGAUGAAUCGAACCACCAGCAUCAGAAGGUUCCAAAUGAACUGUUGGAGCAUGCCAAAGCUGCUGCCCAGGCUGCUCUUGAGGAGAUGGAUGCCGACUAAGAGACACGAUGAUUUGCCCAAACUUGGUGUUUUCGGUGGUGUUGAUAUCUCUGAUCCCUUGGGGGGGGGGGGACCCACUAGGGGUAGGCACAUUUCAACCGAAAACCGAGCCGAACUGGAAUCAAGGUUUUUUCGGUUUUUCGAUUCGGUGUCGGUUUUCCUUUCUUACGAACCGAAAAGAUCGGCUCGGCUUCGGUUUCUAUUUGCUGGACACCGAUACAACCGAACUUACUGCAGUCUAAUGUCCUGUGUGGCGCGCGUUCAACUGGACCUGGACAAUUUGCAGUGCAGCCCACCGAAGCCCAAAAGACACCAACGCACAGCUUCAUAGUCCAUACCAGCUAGCCCAAUUAUUUAUUACCAAACGUCUAGGGCUCCAGGCCAAGCCACACGCCCAAAGUCCAAACCAUGCCGCAUCGUAUAGACAGAAGCGCUUUUGGCCUGCCCCUGGUGGCUCUCACGUCGGCGUGUCGUGCGCCAGCGUGGUGCAUCUGUGGAACCAGCAGCGAGCGGCACCUCGCGAGAACUGCGGCGGGCGGCGCAGCUCUCUGGAAAGAGCGCGGCGGCAACGCGGAGCAGUCGAUGGGCGGCGACGACUGCGGAAGCCAGCAGCAGACACACGAAGACGAUUCUUUUGGUAGAAACUGAACACCGAACGAAGUCUACCUCGACGGCAGCGUCUACGUCGACGGCUGGAGUACUGCACUGAGAUACGAAGUUUAGCUGCACCAAAGAAACAGAACCGAUUGGUCGGUUUAAACCGAUUGCCCACGACCCACUGGACAUGGCCAGUUUCACACAGCCUACGUUUUGAUCCAUGUCAUGUAGAACUCCAACCACGGUUGAGUGUCUCGCUAGGUAACGAGCGAAAACUGGGGAAUUUUCUCGUUCUCGGUCCACACUGGGAUACGAAAGCCAGCUCGGAUUUUAGUGUAUUUCGGUUUCAAAUUUGAAAAUAUAAUAAUUGAAUGGUCAACAAAACGGUUUUUGAAAUUUCAAAACGAGAAUGUAAUCCCUGACUCCGACCAUGGAAGUCUGGAAUCUAGAUUGACUGAUAUCAGCGCUGUGGAUGCCUUGGCGUCUUGAGG
Zea mays is the source of this 2068-nucleotide messenger RNA. RefSeq names its product proteasome subunit alpha type. The record is from RefSeq and is marked provisional. The transcript has 11 exons. Bases 231 to 980 code for a protein of 249 amino acids. Lineage: Eukaryota; Viridiplantae; Streptophyta; Magnoliopsida; Poales; Poaceae. Gene Ontology annotation, cellular component: proteasome core complex; proteasome core complex, alpha-subunit complex. Gene Ontology annotation, biological process: ubiquitin-dependent protein catabolic process.